Molecule: messenger RNA, 732 nt
Organism: Dioscorea cayenensis subsp. rotundata (Guinea yam)
Lineage: Eukaryota; Viridiplantae; Streptophyta; Magnoliopsida; Dioscoreales; Dioscoreaceae
Product: two-component response regulator EHD1-like
Exons: 4
Coding region: 79-732 (217 amino acids)
Biological process (GO): phosphorelay signal transduction system; regulation of DNA-templated transcription
Cellular component (GO): nucleus
Molecular function (GO): DNA-binding transcription factor activity; DNA binding
Source: RefSeq, a predicted model, not a curated record
GAUGCUUUUUUACCAAGUGAAGCUGGUUUACUCAUCUUGGAAACCAUUGGUUUGCAGUUUGACAUCCCUGUUGUCAUAAUGUCUUGGAAUGGAGAAACAAGCACAUUAAUGAAGUUCAUAGCAUAUGGAGCUUGUGAUUAUCUUGUGAAGCCAGUGACACUAAAGGAAUUAAAGAACAUAUGGACACAUGUAUUCAGAAAACAAAUUGGUGAUCAAAUGAAGUAUUUACUUAGAUCAGAAUCAAACACAACAACAACAAUGUGCUCGAACCGGUUGAAGAAAAGAAGUUGUGACUUCUCUUCUUCGUCUAUUCCAAAUGACAAUUACAAUAAUGAUGAGCUUGUGACCGAUGUUCGCAAUCUCAAGAAAUCAAGACUUCACUGGACAAGGCAACUCCAUAAGCAAUUUGUCGCGGCAGUAAGCACGAUAGGACUUAAUAAGGCUGUGCCGAAGAAAAUCAUGAAGAUUAUGAAUGUCGAACAACUCACUAGAGAACAAGUUGCCAGUCACUUGCAGAAGUACAAGAUAUACAUGAAGAGGUUACAGAAUUCAAUGCAUGGAGAUGGAGUGGAAUCAUCUUCAAGCCAUGAAACAUCUUUGCAUCAUGAAUUGAAAAACAAAGAGAAGUUUAGAUCCUCUGAAAACAGCACUGCAGUACUUGAAGAUCAAAGUCCUUUUCUAAGUGAAGUUAUCAAUGAGCUCCAUGCUUUUGAGCCAUCACAUUAUCACUAA